AAACCCUUCUUCCAUUUCAUUUCACGGCAGAAACGCUCCAUUAUAGCUGGGAGUGCGGUUCCCGUGCCAAUCUAGCCUAUGUGUGAUUAGCGCCUGCGAGAAAGGCAUAAGGCAAAACAAUCAUUUGUUGAUAUCCGUGCGUCAUCAGCUCACCGGCGGCAGAGACCACUGCGUCUCCGUCGUGCGUCAGAGCAGACCGGACUAAACGGGUCAAUAAGUGCACUCACCGAACCGGCGAUCGGCGCCUUAAUUGAGACCCACAGCCAAUCAUUCGGCCGGUGGCGACCUGAGCGCCUCAACCCGCGCAUGACCCGCAGUCCGCCGGAGUGACGCGUCUGGCGGCUGAGAGUGCGAGGUGGCCACGGCGGCGGCGGUGUUCGGCGGGGAGGAGAGCCGGAGGAGAUGCGCAUAUCUGCAGGUCUCUAGCGCGGUCGUAAAACAAGUCUGCGAGGAGCGCAGCCAUGCCCGGAGUGACCAAGUACAAUUUAGUGGAUGACGCGCUCGAUCUGAGGGUCCCCAUGCACAACGAGGAGGUUUUUAAUCAUGGGGUCUGCUUCGAGGCAAAGUACAUAGGCAGCCUGGAGGUGGGUCGCCCCGGCAGCAGAAUGGAGAUCGUCGCUGCAAUGAGGAGAAUCAGAUAUGAAUUCAAGCUGAAGAACAUAAAGAAAAAGAAGGUCAACAUCCUUGUGUCCACUGACUAUGUCAAAGUGAUCCUGCGUAAAAAGAAGAAGAGAAAGGGCUGGUCAUGGGAUGAGAGCUCCAUGCUACUGACGCAGGACCCCAUCUACAGGAUCUUCUACGUCUCGCACGAUGCUCAAGACUUGAAGAUAUUCAGUUAUAUAGCGAGAGAUGGACAGAGCAACGUUUUCCGCUGCAAUGUGUUCAAGUCUAAGAGGAAGUCUCAGGCCAUGAGAAUCGUGCGGACCGUGGGUCAGGCAUUUGAUGUGUGUCACCAGCUGACCCUCCAACAGAAAAGCGAGGAUCAGGAGGAUGAAGAGGGGAGGGCGGAGGAACUGGAGGCAGCACCAGCAAAGAAGAGGCUGGCGUUGUCAGAGGAGACAGACCUUGAAGCCACCACAGAGGAGAGCAUCGAUUGUGUCUCUUCAUCAGACCUGGAGAAGAACAAAAAGGACGAGGCCCUGGGUGCAGAUGCGAAGGUGUCUGAGGAUUCCCUUCUUCUGCUGGGCUCUCCCAUUAUUGAAGCUUCAGCGCUGGCCCAGACUCCAGGGGAAGUAUCUGGUUCUGCAGAGUAUCAGGUCCAGCUUCUUCAGAAACAGCUGCAGCAGCAGGAACAGCAAUCACUAGCGGCUUCAGCACAGGUCCACGUUCUCCAGGAGCAGCUGUCGGUGGAGAUGUGUGCACGCACUGAAGCCCAGGCCAGAGUUCAGAGGCUGCUGCAGCAGAACACAGACCUACUGCAACACAUUUCACUGCUGGUCAAACAGAUCCAGGAGCUGGAACUCAAAUCUGCCGGGCAAUUGACAUCUAUGGGUUCCCAGGACAGUCUUCUGGAGAUUACCUUCCGUGCCAAGCCCCCCAGUGCUCCCACUGCAUCCAUGACCCGUUCCUCAUCUGCAGGCCCAUUAGCGGCUCAUUCUCAGCUCCAGAUCAGUGACGGUACCUGGUUCCCGGCUCUGUCCGGGCCCUGUUCUCCAGCCACCACCGGCAGCGACUCCGUUCCUCUGGGGCCGAGCGGCAGCGGAGUCCGACUCGAGUGCUUCCGUUUCUCCACCCUGGUUUCAGACAGCCUAGCCGGGGGCCAAGACAUGGGAGAGACUCCCAGUGAUGAAAGCUCACUGCUGGGAGAGCAGGUCCUGGGGGCCUUGGAGCUGCUGUGCUUCAGAGAGUCGGGGAUUGGAUCGGAAUAUGAAUCGAACACGGAUGAAAGCGAUGACCGUGACAGCUGGGGCCAGGGGGAAGGAGCGGGGGCGGAUGGUGCUGCACGACUCCUAAAUGUGCUGAAUUCAGAGAGCCUGGCGGACUGCUUGGGGGAUGAGAUGGCUGUUUAGAGGUGUUCUGACAUCUGUAUGA
This is a messenger RNA of Fundulus heteroclitus (mummichog), 2031 nucleotides long. RefSeq names its product carboxyl-terminal PDZ ligand of neuronal nitric oxide synthase protein. Gene Ontology annotation, molecular function: nitric-oxide synthase binding. The coding region runs from base 462 to 2009 and encodes 515 amino acids. The transcript is spliced from 10 exons. The record is from RefSeq and is a predicted model, not a curated record. Lineage: Eukaryota; Metazoa; Chordata; Actinopteri; Cyprinodontiformes; Fundulidae.